Messenger RNA from Erigeron canadensis, 494 nucleotides. Its product is annotated as defensin SD2-like. Bases 60 to 299 code for a protein of 79 amino acids. The record is from RefSeq and is a predicted model, not a curated record. NCBI's taxonomy places the organism in Eukaryota, Viridiplantae, Streptophyta, Magnoliopsida, Asterales, Asteraceae. The transcript has 2 exons. Gene Ontology annotation, biological process: defense response.
GUCACAUAUCCACCACAUUAACCUCUCUAUCUACAUACAAUUAUUGAACAAGUGAAGAGAUGAGGCCUUCUAUGAAGCUACUAGCAACUUUUUUGCUUGUUGUGAUGUGCCUUAUGGCCAAUGGAAUGGGUGGUGGUCCGAUGGUGGCGGAAGCAAGGACAUGCGAGUCGCAAAGCCAUAAGUUUAAGUCGGCAUGUUUGAGUGACACAAAUUGUGGAAAUGUGUGCAAGUCCGAGGGGUUUCAUGGUGGAAAAUGUCGUGGCUUUAGAAGAAGGUGCUUUUGUACCAAACAUUGUUAGAUAGGUCGAUUGUGUUUUGUGUGUGUGUUUGUGGCCAUUAAUUAAGUUGCGAGUGAAGUAAUGUUUGUUUGUAUGAAUAAGUCUUGUUUUGGUUUUCAUUCCAAAACGACGCGCGACGUACUUGUAAUAUUAAUCUUUAAUUUGUGUAUGUUUAAUUAAUGUGGUGAUUGCUCAAUCACUUACUUUUUUUCUUAA